AUGGCUCCCACCUUCGACGACAAUCUGUUCACAUCAGCGCUCACCUCCUCCAGGAAUGUCUUUUGGGCCGACAAUGCACACCUCCUGGAGUCGGAACGGGAACAUCGCUGGAGUCAACUCCUCUCCUCUUUCAUUCCACAACCGAAUUCCACUCAUGACAACAACUUCCUCGAAACCCCCAGAGCGAAUGGAACUCCAGAUGCUUUUGGCAAAAGGUCCCGAGAAAAGGUACCACGCACAAUUCCCAAUGGAUCACCCCCAUCCAAGCGACGAGCCACCACUCCGGAAUCAUCCACCGUCGUUGAUGUAACUCGGCCAGACUCCCAACGCAUAUCCCCUUCUCCCCUUCAUAUGAACCGCCAUCUAUCGACAAAAUCAUGGAAUGGAACCUCUCCUCGCCAAAAAGCUGGGAUGGUUCUGACCACCACAUCGCCCGUCUCUCAGGCAGUUUCGGUCGCAAUCCCCGUUUCCCAGCCAGCCUUAACGCUCGAACGACAAUAUUCCACCUUCCAGACACAACAACUCAACAUGAACGAAAUCCACGAUUUCUCACCUAUGGAGUAUGCCCGACAACAAUCCCAGGAUGUUGUUCCCGAUUCACCAUUCAUGUUUGAGUCUCCCGACCCCGAAUGCUCCCCGCUCUUCGAUGACGAGAAAUGGGAGUAUCCCACCAACUCGCAGGGAUUGGUUCCUCCUCGAAAUCAAAACUAUACGAGGUCCAACUCAACCACUGCGGUUGAGAUGUGCCGAACAACAACAACUGAAUCUUUGUGCGGAGGAAUGGGCAUGAUCCGAGUCGAUUCGACUGGAUCAAUUCCUAGCAAUCUGGCCACGCCAGAUCAUCACUCUUCUCUUUAUCUCUCUCAUCAGUCAUUAAAAUUCAAAGAUGACACCAAGUACUGCCUUGUCCCAUCUCUUAUUUCCAAUUUCUGUUCUGGUAACAUGAAUAAUGUUCGCUUUUCUCAGUCCUUGCCUGAAUCCAGGCCUGCUUUCCCUCACAUUUCUCCAUCUCCAUCUACUUCCCUUGCGUGUUCCCCCCCCUCUUCUUCCCAACUUUCUUUAACACCUUCAUCUUCAGAGAUGAAGCAUUCUUUGUCAAGCGCGAGUGAUAGCUCGUUGCUUUCGAUCCAGUCAAGGGCUGUGCGGAGGACUCAAGAGCAAAUUGUGCAAGGCACACGGCCGAUUGCGCCAAAACAAGAAAAGAAGGAUGCAUCGCAAUCCAAAGUUGCAGAGCACAAGAUGCUCAGAAUCUCAUCGGAGGAUGGCACCUCGCGAGAAGUAGCAGCUAUCCCCAAAGCCUCAGUUCACCGUCCCGCCAGACAGAAGACGUACUGUAGCUACUGCAAUGAACAACCAGAUGGUUUUCACGGUGAUCAUGAACUCAGAAGACACAUUGAGCGUGUCCACUCUGUUGUGCGUAAGGUCUGGGUGUGUGUUGACAUUUCUCCUGACAAACAAUUCCUCGCCAACUGCAAGGCGUGCCGUAAUGGCAAGCGCUACGGGGCUAACUACAAUGCCGCUGCUCACCUUCGACGCACUCACUUCAACCCAUGCCAGCGGGGGCGUGGAGGGCGUGGGAAAGACAGUGAAAAACGGGGUGGUAAAGGUGGUGGUGUUCUCCCUCCCAUGGAUGUCCUGAAACACUGGAUGGAGCAGCGAGAGGAGUAUGUCAUCGACAGCGUUAUCGACAACGACAAUAUGGUCGAGGACACCCUCGAUACUCCUGCUAUUACCACUUUUGCAUCUCUCUCCCAAACCCCCGAUAGCAACAUCAUUGAGAGUGGUGCCGGCAAUACCAACAAUAUGCCCACUCUACACGACAACCCAAUACCGAUAGUAAUUGCAGGCGAAACUGCCAUCUCCAUCGACCAAAGAUCCACGGACCUCUAUUCGACGGUAGCCCUUGACUUUGACGACACCAACGCCGCAGGGUCGAACUGGGAUAUAUGUGGGCAGAUGUUUCCCGCUGCUGGUGGGUUUGUCGAUGGUAUGGAGUCAUUGUCGAUGAAUGUUCUUGAUUCAUCCUAUUAUGGUUCGUCACUUAUCGAUGCUCAGCAGCUGAAUGAGCUCGACAACUUUGUUCCUGUUAUGUUGUUGUAG
Paracoccidioides brasiliensis Pb18 is the source of this 2100-nucleotide messenger RNA. RefSeq lists its product as uncharacterized. The transcript has 2 exons. The coding region runs from base 1 to 2100 and encodes 699 amino acids. The record is from RefSeq and is a predicted model, not a curated record.